AUGGAUUCACAUGCCAUUACCCGCGCCUCUACCGAUUUUGGCAGGAUGCACCGGAAUGUGCCGUCUGCAGUUUUCCGGCCGCCUUCUACCAAUAGCAUUUCAGCCUUCAUCAAGUUGUCUUACGAGUCGGUUGAACCAUUUCCCAUAACAGCAAGGGGCCAUGCACAUUCCCUACAUGGGCAAGCACAGGCAGGGAAUGGUGUUGUCAUAGAAAUGAUGUCCCUGAACAGUGGCGCCAUUAAUAAUGAGAACGCUAACAGCUUUGGCUGCUCAAGUGAAGAGAAAUGCUAUAUAGAUGUUGGAGGUGGCGAACUGUGGAUAGACGUGCUUCGCAAGACCUUGAAGCAUGGGCUUGCACCACGUUCGUGGACGGAUUAUUUGUAUCUUACAGUUGGUGGAACGCUCUCUAAUGGAGGGAUCAGUGGCCAAUCCUUCCGCCAUGGCCCUCAAAUCAGCAAUGUGCUGGAAUUAGACGUUAUCACAGGGAAGGGGGAGACGCAGACAUGCUCAAGGACGAAUAACUCAGAGUUGUUCAAUGCUGCUCUUGGAGGACUUGGGCAGUUUGGCAUCAUCACAAGAGCAAGAAUUAUCUUGGAAAAAGCUCCAAAGAUGGUGAGGUGGGUGAGAUUGCUUUACUCUGAUUUCUCUGGCUUCACAAGGGACCAAGAGCUUCUCGUAUCUUCGCAUGGUGGGGAUGGGGACAAGGAGAAUGAGGGAUUUGACUAUGUAGAAGGAUUCGUCAUGAUGGCUGACAAGAAUGACGGCAAUAGCAAUUGGAGAUCAUCUUCAUUUCAGUUCCCUCACCAUAUUGCCACGAACAACACCAUCCUCUACUGCCUGGAGCUCUGCAAGUAUUACAACGACCGUUCUGCAAAGCAUCAUGUCGAUGAGGAAUUAGAGGGUCUGAUGAGCAAGUUGCACUAUAUACCACGGAUGAUGGCUAGCAAGGACGUUACCUACAUGGCUUUCUUGAACAGAGUGCGCCAUGGGGAGAUCAAGCUCAGGUCAAGAGGGCUGUGGAAUGUUCCACACCCAUGGCUCUGCUUGUUCGUGCCUGCUUCCCGGAUCUUGGAGUUCCACGAUGUGGUUUUCAAGGGAAUACUCUCUCGAAACAAUACUUCGGGGCCAUUGCUUGUAUACCCUAUGAAGAGGAGCAGAUGGGAUGACAGAAUGUCAGCCAUAGUACCGAACGAGGAGGUCUUCUACUCAGUGGGCUUGCUGAGAUCUGCAGUUUACGACUGGGAGUUCUAUGAAGAGCAGAACAGAGAGAUAUGUAAGGCAUGCGAAAGAAGAAAGCUUGGCGUGAAAAUGUAUCUUCCCUACUAUACAGAGGAGAGUGAGUGGAGGAGACAUUUUGGUGCAAAAUGGUCAGUCUUUCUAGAAAGGAAGUCUAGGUUUGAUCCGAGAGGGAUCCUGGGGACCGGUCAGAGGAUUUUUCCUUUCCCAUUGUUGACCUCCAACUUGAAGAGCACUGCACUGAUUUAG
Molecule: messenger RNA, 1485 nt
Organism: Nymphaea colorata (pocket water lily)
Lineage: Eukaryota; Viridiplantae; Streptophyta; Magnoliopsida; Nymphaeales; Nymphaeaceae
Product: cytokinin dehydrogenase 3-like
Exons: 5
Coding region: 1-1485 (494 amino acids)
Biological process (GO): cytokinin metabolic process
Molecular function (GO): FAD binding; cytokinin dehydrogenase activity
Source: RefSeq, a predicted model, not a curated record